UUCUUCAACUUUCAUUCCACAAGCACCAAUUCAUAAUGGAUGCCUAUAAAAUUGGCAACUACCCAACUUAUAUCUUUGCAUAUUCUCCUCCUUUUCUCAAACAUACCAAUAUAUAUUCUCCUACAAGCUCCACUUUAAACUUCUACCAAAUUCCACAACUUAAAGUUCACCUCAAUCUUUAUUCCAUUUUUCCUCCCUAAACUUCAUUGUUAAGAUUUUGUAAUUGAAUUCAAAUUCUUAAUUCUGAAUUUUGUCAUUUUUUUUGUGGGGAUAUUUAUAACUAUCAUAUUAUUUGUGUAGAUCAUUCUACAAAAAAGAGAGUGAGUUUUUUUAGCUCUUAUUUCCUAAGAAAUUAAUAGCAAAAGUUUUGCAUAACUAUGGCUCCAAGCUUUAGCAAGGAAAAUUCCAAGACGUGUGAUGAGGUUGCAAACCAUGAUGAUUGCAACACGUGUCCAAUAAUUUCCUUGGAAGAAUCAAACUUCAUGGUGAAUGGUCACGUGAUAUUGUCCCAAGUUCCAUCCAACAUCACGGCCAUUAGUAAAAUGGGUUUUGAUGGGCUUUUUGUGGGUUUUGAUGCUCCAGAGCCCAAGGCCCGGCACGUUGUAUCCGUGGGCCAGCUCAAGGGAAUUCCCUUCAUGAGUAUCUUCAGGUUCAAGGUAUGGUGGACUACCCAUUGGACUGGGUCCAAUGGGCGGGACCUUGAGCAUGAGACCCAAAUUCUCAUCCUUGAUAAGUCAGAUGAAGGUUUGGGCCGUCCCUAUAUUGUGAUCCUCCCAUUGAUCGAAGGCCCAUUUCGGGCAUCUCUCCAGCCGGGUUCUGUUGAUGACUAUGUGGAUAUAUGUGUUGAGAGUGGGUCCACUAAAGUUGUCGGAGACUCGUUCCGGGCUGUUCUUUAUAUACGGGCUGGGCCUGACCCAUUUAAGUUAAUUAAAGAUACAAUGAAGGAAGUCCAAGCCCAUUUAGGGACUUUCAAACUCUUAGAUGACAAAACUCCUCCAGGAAUAGUGGACAAGUUUGGAUGGUGUACAUGGGAUGCAUUUUACCUCAAAGUAGAGCCUUAUGGUGUUUGGGAAGGAGUUAAAGGACUCGUCGAAAACGGGGUCCCACCCGGUCUCGUACUCAUUGAUGAUGGGUGGCAAUCUAUUUGUCAUGACGAUGAUCCGAUUACCGACCAAGAAGGGAUAAACCGGACUUCUGCCGGCGAGCAAAUGCCAUGUAGAUUGAUCAAGUACGAGGAAAACUUCAAGUUUAGGGACUAUAAAAGCCCAAAUAUUAUGGGCCAUGAGGAUCAUCCCAAUAUGGGAAUGAGGGCCUUUGUUAGGGACCUUAAGGAGGAGUUCAAAACUGUUGAGCAUGUGUAUGUUUGGCAUGCUUUUACGGGCUAUUGGGGAGGGGUAAGGCCCAAUGUUCCAGGCCUACCGGAGGCCCAAGUAGUAACCCCAAAGCUUUCCCCGGGUCUUGAGAUGACAAUGGAAGAUCUAGCUGUGGAUAAAAUUGUUAAUAAUGGUAUUGGGCUUGUCCAGCCUGAUAAGGCCCAAGAACUUUAUGAAGGGUUGCAUUCUCAUUUGGAAAAUUGUGGGAUUGAUGGAGUCAAAGUUGAUGUCAUCCAUUUGUUGGAGAUGAUGGCAGAGGACUAUGGAGGAAGAGUUGAACUAGCAAAAACAUACUAUAAGGCAAUAACAGAAUCAGUGCGUAAGCAUUUCAAAGGCAACGGUGUGAUUGCUAGCAUGGAGCAGUGCAACGAUUUCAUGCUCCUUGGUACUGAGACCAUUUGUCUUGGUCGCGUUGGGGAUGACUUUUGGCCAACUGAUCCGUCUGGAGAUAUAAAUGGUACAUAUUGGCUCCAAGGCUGUCAUAUGGUGCAUUGUGCCUACAAUAGCUUAUGGAUGGGAAACUUUAUACACCCUGACUGGGACAUGUUCCAAUCUACACACCCUUGUGCUGAAUUUCAUGCUGCAUCUCGUGCGAUUUCUGGUGGACCAAUUUAUGUUAGUGAUGUUGUUGGCAAGCAUAACAUCCCCUUGCUCAAAAGGCUCGUCUUGGCUGAUGGUUCGAUCCUUCGUUGCGAGUACCAUGCACUUCCUACUAAGGAUUGCCUAUUUGUAGAUCCUUUGCACGAUGGCAAAACAAUGCUCAAAAUUUGGAACCUCAACAAGUACAAUGGAGUGCUUGGAGUCUUCAAUUGCCAAGGAGGAGGGUGGAGCCGUGAGUCUCGAAAAAAUCUAUGUUUCUCAGAGUAUUCAAAACCUAUUUCCUGCAAGACAAGUCCAAAAGAUGUUGAAUGGGAGAACGGACACAAGCCAUUCCCCAUCAAAGGAGUGGAAUGUUUUGCCAUGUACUUCACCAAGGAAAAAAAGCUAAUCCUCUCACAACUAUCUGACACCAUUGAAAUAUCACUUGAUCCCUUCGAUUACGAGCUUAUUGUAGUCUCUCCGAUGACAAUUCUACCCUGGGAGUCGAUCGCAUUUGCACCCAUAGGAUUAGUAAACAUGCUCAACGCCGGAGGGGCAGUCAAGUCUUUGGACAUCAGUGAGGAUAAUGAGGAUAAGAUGGUUCAGGUUGGUAUUAAAGGGGCCGGAGAAAUGAUGGUUUAUUCAUCAGAAAAGCCAAAAGCGUGUAGAGUUAAUGGAGAAGACAUGGAGUUUGAGUAUGAAGAGAGCAUGAUUAAGGUUCAAGUUACAUGGAACCAUAACUCAGGUGGUUUUACCACUGUUGAGUACUUAUUUUGAGCUUGAAGCUAAUCUAAGUCUUUACUUAAUGAGUGAUGUAACUGAGUAGUUGACUUGAGAGUACAGUAUGUGUGAAGCUUAUUAUUCCUAAAUUACUUCUUGAAUAUUUACUCCUAUAGCAAGAUGAUGUAUCUGAAAACUUUACCAGUGAUUAAUUUUAUCUAUGUAGAUUCCUCUAA
Messenger RNA from Beta vulgaris subsp. vulgaris (sugar beet), 2908 nucleotides. RefSeq names its product galactinol--sucrose galactosyltransferase. Gene Ontology annotation, molecular function: galactinol-sucrose galactosyltransferase activity. Lineage: Eukaryota; Viridiplantae; Streptophyta; Magnoliopsida; Caryophyllales; Amaranthaceae. The coding region runs from base 378 to 2729 and encodes 783 amino acids. The transcript is spliced from 4 exons. The record is from RefSeq and is a predicted model, not a curated record.